Paramecium pentaurelia is the source of this 1667-nucleotide messenger RNA. NCBI's taxonomy places the organism in Eukaryota, Ciliophora, Oligohymenophorea, Peniculida, Parameciidae. The record is from the annotation of a GenBank genome assembly.
UAUGGGGAAAAAGAGAAUUGUAGAAGAAAAUUAAAAUGAAGAGCCAGAAGAAGUCUAAGAGGUGAUUGCAAAAGCAGACAAUAAAAAAUAAAAAAAAAUUGCUAAAAAUUAGAAUAAAAUAAGCAAAGAUGUUGAUUUCAUUUCAUUUUUAAAAGAGGAUAUUCGAUUUUUAAUUUAACAUAGAAAUAAAGAGAAUGAAGAAAAGUAAUAAAAGGCUGAAGAAGUAUAUAAUAAAAUAGAAGGUAUUUUAUAUUAAAUUGCCUAAACUAAAAUUGGAGGUAGAACAAUUUAAUUAGUAAUUAAAUGUGCAGAUCAAAAUAUAAGAUAAUAAAUAUUUUCAAAAUUAUUAAAUGAUAAACAAUUUGGAGAAUUAUUAUAAUCAAAAUAUGGUCACUAUAUUGGAAUUACUAUGGUUAGAAAUAUGGUUCCUGAAUUUAGAAAUUAAUUUUUUGAGAUUUUAUUAAAAAAUGCUAAUCAUUAUGUAGCUUAAGGGGAUGCAAGUAUUGUUUUAGAUAGAUUCUUAACAAGAGAAGCAACUACUUAAUAAAUCAAUAAAGUAAAAUAAUUGUUUUUAAAUCACAGUGAAAAAAUUGAUAAUUUAGCAAUGAAAAUAAUAGAAAAAGGAAUUCAUAAUCAUUUACUUAGUUUAUAAAUUUUAAAAGUGGCAUUACCAAAUUUAGUUCCAGAAGAGAGAUAAAAAGUUAUUGAAUACUUUUAAUAAUUAGAAAAUCUAGAUUAUCUUAGACAUAAAGAUGGCAUUUCAGUAUUAAUUAAUUAAAUAUUUAGAUAUUUUGUGCAAUAUUAAAUGUUACAGAUAAGAAAGAAAGGAAGAACUUUUUAAAAAAUAUAUAAACAUACAUGUAAUAAUCUUAAGAACAUUUACACAGAAAUUCUUAAUUUUAUUUAGCAUUAUAAAAGGUUAUAUUUACAUAUGAUGACACUAAAUAAGUUAAUAAAUCUAUUUUACAAGAUAUCUUACCUGAAUGGUUAAAUUCUAUUCAUGUGUUUAAAAUAAUUUAAUCUAUUUAUUAACCUAAACUUAGAGAUGACAUAAAAUUUGAUUCAAUUGGUUUAUAAAACACAGUGAGUUUAAAAGAUGAUGAAAUUAGAGUAAAAGAACUUUAGGAUUAUUGUUUUGAAUCAAUUUUGAAUUCAUUGUAAUAAAGUGAAACCAAUAUCUUAUUGGAAAGCAAUAUAAAUUAAUUUAUUUGCUACUUUAUUUAAUAUAUCAUUAAGUAUUCAUAAAUUUAAGCAUUGGACUUCAUUAAAAAUUAGAUUAAAUAAUUACUUUAUUUUAAAGUUGACACUAUUUUCAGCAGAGAAGUAGAAUAAAAUGGAAAUUAUUGGAUAUUAACUUAACCAGAAGCUUAGAGAAUUGCUAAAUGUCUUAUACAAUAAUAAGAAAUUGCUGUAUUAAUAAUAUAUAUAUAUUAAAUUAGUAAAGUGAAUUCAAAGAGAUUAUUGAUAAUUACUGUUAAAAAAUAAAGAGCCUUUUGAUAUAGAAUUUGAAAAUAACACUUAUAAGUAAAGCAAUAUACUUAUUAUUGGCAUUAAUAGAGAAUACAAAUUUAAAAGAAUAAGUUCUCUAAGAUGUUAAGAAAAAUAAAAAAUGGAUAGAUAAGUUGGAGAAAACAUAAUCUCUCCAAAUAUUGUAUAAAUAUAUAUGA